Messenger RNA from Scomber scombrus (Atlantic mackerel), 1136 nucleotides. It is a transcript of the gene zfand6, whose product is annotated as zinc finger, AN1-type domain 6. Gene Ontology annotation, biological process: protein targeting to peroxisome. NCBI's taxonomy places the organism in Eukaryota, Metazoa, Chordata, Actinopteri, Scombriformes, Scombridae. Gene Ontology annotation, molecular function: zinc ion binding; DNA binding; polyubiquitin modification-dependent protein binding. The coding region runs from base 73 to 672 and encodes 199 amino acids. The transcript is spliced from 6 exons. The record is from RefSeq and is a predicted model, not a curated record.
AUUCCUGUCACUGUGUAGAAACGAAGAAAAGUGAUACAAGGAAGAGAUAGAGGACAAUUAUUGAGGAAGGACAUGGCCCAGGAGACCAACCGCAGCCAGGUUCCUCUGCUCUGUACCACAGGCUGUGGUUUCUAUGGGAACCCCAGGAAUAAUGGCAUGUGUUCAUCGUGCUACAAGGACUUCCUACAGAGACAGAAUGGCAGUGGACAAGUGAGCUCCACAGGUGGGAGUGAAACAUCAUGUUCUUCUUCUGCUGACAGCAGUAUUGGAGAGUGUGUCCUCACACAGUGCUCUGACAGGACUACAGUCACUUCACCAGCAGACACAGAGUAUGGACACAGCAGAACAGCAUCAGCCUCAGUGACCUCACCUAAAGAAAAUACCUCAAGAGCAAAGACCAGUCUUUCAGCUAAUGAUUUACAAAUGUGUGAUGUCGUAGCGGACUCACCUGCAGACACAGUAGAGAAGAGUAAAGCCAAGAAAAACCGCUGCUUCACCUGCCGCAAGAAAGUGGGCCUGACAGGGUUUGACUGCAGAUGUGGACAGGUGUUCUGCGGCACACAUCGAUACUCGGACGUUCACAGCUGUCCCUUCGACUACAAAGCUGACGCUGCAGAGAGGAUAAGGAAGGACAACCCCGCCGUUGUAGGAGAGAAGAUCCAUAAAAUCUAAAACUAUUCAGAACCAUUCAUCAGAAAAUAAACAUCAACCACUCUUAUGAUGGACAACUUUAAGUUUAAUGUACCUUGAUUCUUUUUUCAUCACCCAGUUUUUAAUGCAUUAUUCAAUUAAUCAAGUUAGUGAUUAGAAACUGUCAGACGUGUCAGGGCUCCUCAGCAGGCUGUGUUGUUAUGUACAGUUAUAAAGAAUGCUUUCUAUGCAAUUUCAUUUAAAAAAAAAAAAUGCCUUCACAUCAUCAAUAGAAAUCAGCUUUUUGUUUUAUUCUCUAAUUUAAAGUGUGUGAUGGAUCUUACUCAGUGUGUGUGUGUGUGUAUUUCUAUGAUGAGUGAUUAUGAGAAAUAUUUACAGAGUUUACAGUAUGGGUGCACGAAAGAAGAGCCAAGAGAUAUUGUGGCAUAUUUAUGUUUGUUCACAGUUUUAAAUGUUUAAUAAACUGUUAAACUGUUCUCUGUUGU